AUGACUGCAAUUAUGAUCAUGUGCAGCAUCGGGCCCACUGACAUGAUUUCAUUGGCAUGGAAGACAGCAGCUGCAGUUGCCCAAGAACAGGUGCCACUCUCUGUCUGUACUGCAAGUUGCCCACUUGGACAAAGAAAAGCUGACCAGCAAGGACGACCUAAAUGCUGCUUUAUGUGUAUCCCCUGCUCAGAGGGUGAGAUUGCCAACCAGACUGAUUCUGUUGAAUGCCUUAAGUGCCCUGAUGAUCAUAUGUCUAAUGACAGACGAGACAAGUGCCUUCCAAAAGUUUUGGAGUUUCUUGCCUAUGAAGACCCUCUUGGGGCAACAUUAGCAGCCUUAGCCUUUGGCUUUGCAAUGAUGCCCACAACAAUCUUAAUCAUUUUUAUUCAACACAAGGAUACUCCGGUGGUUAGAGCCAACAACAGAGAGAUUAGCUAUCUCCUUCUCACUGCCUUGAUACUGUGCUGUCUCUGCUCUUUAAUUUUUAUUGGUCGACCCAAUACAGUGACAUGUGUAAUCCGACAAGCUGCCUUUGGGAUUGUUUUUACACUCUGUGUUACCUGUGUACUGGCUAAAACCAUUAUGGUGGUCUUAGCAUUUAAAGCUACAAAUCCAAACAGUUACCUAAGGAAAUGGGUGGGGCCUACACUACCGAGUAUCAUGAUCUUGUGUUGCACAUUCUUUCAGAUUAUUUUGUGCAUUUUAUGGCAACUGACAUCUCCUCCAUUCCCAGAAGCAAACAUGAAAUUCCUGAGUGGGACAAUAAUAAUUGAAUGCAAUGAAGGUUCUGUUGUUGCAUUCUGGUGCAUGCUGGGAUACAUGGGUAUCCUGUCUUGUGCCAGUUUUGUAGUGGCUUUUAUAGCUAGAAGAUUGCCUGAUAGUUUUAAUGAAGCCCAGUUUAUUACUUUUAGCAUGGUGGUGUUCGUCAGUGUAUGGCUCUCAUUCAUCCCAGCCUACCUUAGCACAAAGGGGAAGUACAUGGUUGCCGUGGAGAUAUUUGCUAUCUUGUCUUCCAGUACUGGUUUGCUCAGCUGUAUAUUUCUGCCAAAAUGCUACAUCAUUUUACGGCAGCCUCACAUGAAUACUAGAGAAUAUCUAAUGGGGAAAGGAUCCACUGACAAAAGAACAGGCAAAUAG
This is a messenger RNA of Protopterus annectens (West African lungfish), 1137 nucleotides long. RefSeq names its product vomeronasal type-2 receptor 26-like. Gene Ontology annotation, cellular component: membrane. The transcript is spliced from 3 exons. Gene Ontology annotation, biological process: G protein-coupled receptor signaling pathway. Bases 1 to 1137 code for a protein of 378 amino acids. Gene Ontology annotation, molecular function: G protein-coupled receptor activity. The record is from RefSeq and is a predicted model, not a curated record. NCBI's taxonomy places the organism in Eukaryota, Metazoa, Chordata, Ceratodontiformes, Protopteridae.